This is a messenger RNA of Phyllotreta striolata, 1221 nucleotides long. Lineage: Eukaryota; Metazoa; Arthropoda; Insecta; Coleoptera; Chrysomelidae. The record is from the annotation of a GenBank genome assembly.
AUGGCUUUUAAUUUUAACAGCGACUUAAAUAAAAUCCACAGCCUGUCUUCAAGUUUGGAAGAGCUACGACAAAACGAAAGGAAAGAACUAAAAAUCCUAAUCAACGAAAUAAGAGAUAAUAUUAAUUCUAAAAAACAUUUCUUGAAGCAAAACAACACGCUACUCAACAUAGACUUAAGCCAGUUGAAACACGAUAUGAUAUCAAUUCAAGAUUCCAUACAGUAUUUAAUGGACAACACCAUUACGAAAAUGAAAUAUUUAAAAAACGAUUUUUUCGAUAUCAACCAAGACGUCGAUUAUUACAUAGAAAAAGUAAACGAAUGGUCACAACCUAUCGAUAUAAAUAAAAUCAACUCCAAAACAAACUACAAAACCCCAGAUUCCAAAGUGAGCUGUAUAGAAAUAAGAGAAUUUAUAGAUUUCCUCCACAGAAGCGGAGGUCAUGAAAAUGGCUGGGACCCGACCGAUCACCAAUUAUUCAUCAAAUGUAGAAACAAAUUCAAAAACCCAGAUACAUCAGCUAGGAAACUCAACGAACUUCUACCCGAUAAAACUAUCGAGGAGAUUAAACAACACGAGGAAUGGUACAAAGAGUAUUUAAUCCUAGAAAACAACAAAAAAGAAGCCAUUAAAAAGUGGCAAGAAUCCAAACAUAAAGCAAUUUCAAUUAGCAAACCUCCCGUGCAAUCAAAAAUAACAAUAACCCACGAAGAUUUAAAAGAAAAACUAUCGAAAUGGAAGCAAAACAAAGAUAUGAUUUUCCAAACACAAAUAAGCACCGAACGGGAAAACUACCUCAAAAAGAAAGAACUGGAGAGCAAAAGAAAACAGAAAAACGAAGAAACGAAAAGAAUAGUAGAAGAAUGGAAAAGAACUAAAUUAUUUUUGGAAGAACAACAAAAAUUACGCGCGGAAUUCCAACAAGAAAACGAUCGAAAACUCAAAGCGAUAACAGCCAACAAACUCAUUAAAGAAUUCCAAACACGAGACGAUUUAUAUAUCCUACAAAUGAAGAACAGUAAGAAUCAACAUCAGGCUCAGAAACCUUCGAGAAGCAAAUCCACCCAACUAGUCCCGAGGGAUCCGGAAAGAUUAUUCAAACCCACCAGACAAUGGAUAAACCGAUUACACGAUGACAAUAUUUACCCGGAACAAACUCCGAUUCCUAUUAAACAAUUACCCAAACUCGGCGUUCCGGAAUGGAGAAGAAAAAUCGAUUAG